Parasteatoda tepidariorum (common house spider) is the source of this 2126-nucleotide messenger RNA. RefSeq names its product ribitol-5-phosphate transferase FKTN. Lineage: Eukaryota; Metazoa; Arthropoda; Arachnida; Araneae; Theridiidae. The record is from RefSeq and is a predicted model, not a curated record.
ACAAAUGUGCAUCUUUUCUUAGAGACUGUCGAAUUUUCAACAUUUUUAAGAUAUUAUUUCUGUUUCCUGUAACUUCAACUUCCUAAAUCAACUCUCCACUGUAUUAUUUUUAACGCGGAAGUGAUUUAUGAUUUAUCUUUACUUUUGCUCUGCUCUGCAUUCUACAAAAAACGGCUACUUUGUGAGCUAACUAAAGCAUUGUUCUUUACUAUUAUCCAAUUCACGGCCUGCGAUUGAUUUUUUUGAUUGCCGCCUAAAAUCCAUAUUAAAAUUUCACAUCUGUCUCAUUGUAUAUUAUUUACGUGACUGGGAGAUUAGCGUUAAGUGUCAGGGCUGUAGACAACACAUUAUGCCUGAAUAAAUACAAGAAAAUAUCGAUGCGCCUGAUUCGAAAUCCAACAUGGUCUCUCUGAGUUCGUGAAAAUUCUAUCAUGUUAUGAAGCGUAAAAAUCGUUUGUGGAAAAUGGUUGGAAAGACUAAGAAACUCUCAAUAGCAAAGUAUUUGUUUUUUGGAUUAUUGCUUUUGUGUUUGACUUUUGUGACUUCUUUAUUAUAUUUCUCGGAUAGUUCGUCACCUGAAAAUGAAAAAAGUGAUGUAAAUUAUGCCAAAAUUGCACCACCAGAGUUUUCUGAAGAUAUGUUGGAUUUCGAAUUGGAAACAUGCUUUUUCACGAAACCUUCAAUUAUAACUAAUUCAACUUUAUCAACUUUUAAUCACAGAAAGGAAAUAUAUUCACAUGAAGAGAUUUCAAAGUCUCCUGUGAUAAAUAUACUUCUGCAGUUCGCUGAGUUUUCUUAUGAGUUAGAUAUAGAACCUAUCAUAAUAGAACCUUCAUUGUUGUUUUGUGUUUUAUCACCCUCAUUAAAAAGCCUGCUUUUGAAGAGAAAGUUCACGAUAGCAAAUAGGUCAUCAGAUCAUCUGUUGACCUUAGGAAUUUUGCAAAAAGAUGUUGCUAUUCUAGAAAAGGAAGAUGUGCAAAGUAGAUUGGAGAAAAUUGGUUUUCAAAUAGAAAUUGUUGAAUCUCCAAUUUUAAGCUGGAUGAAACCCGAGAAAUUUCUAAACAGCAGUAUGUUCACUGGCCACGUCUUCUUACAGAAAGAUAAAUGGAUUUUACAUUUGGUUGUGUUUCAUCAAAGAGAGAAUUUCAUGUGGCAUGCCGCUUUGCUGUCUAAAGCAGAUUCCAGAACGCCUUCAAUAGAAUCUCUUUUUUUCGUGGACGCUGAUGCUGCUUUUGAAAAUUUCACUGCCGUGUCGCUUGGUAUUAAAGCUCAAAGUUUGAAGAGUCUAAGCAUUCCAACAAAUCCAGCUAGCUUCCUAUACCAGAUAGAAACAUCGAGAUUUCUGGAAUGCAAUGAAACUAUCGUCAAUUCAUUCAGGAAUCACCAUGUUUCUAAUCUUUCAACCGUUCACGAUUAUUCCAGUUUAUCUCAACAAGAGUUUAAUCAGCGCCUUUUAAUUACAAUAGAAGAGAUGAAACAAAAACUUGAUCCAAUGCUCAUACGGUUUUGGGUGUGGUCCGGAACUCUAUUAGGCUUGCACCGUCAGUGUGAUGUUAUACCAUAUACUUCAGAUGCUGAUUUUGCCACUUGGGCAAUGGAUGAUGAAGAUGCACGUGAAAUAAUAAAAUACUUUAAGAAAAAUGAACAUUUGCAUUUAAACGAGAAAUUAGGCUUGGUUGAAGAAGCAAUGGAGCUUAAAUUCAGAUGCCAUGGAUUAUCUGUGGAUUUAUUUUUUAUUUAUGAACAGGAAAAUGGUACUUGGUAUGCCGGUCAUAGCCCGUAUUAUGGUUACUAUUUUAAAUAUCAUCACCCAGCUUUUAGUUUAUGUUCCGCUGAACUUUUGGGUCAAAAAGUUAACACACCAUGUGAACCAGAAGAUGUAAUAUCAGCUGAAUAUGGUUCGAGUUGGAUGAAACCUGUCACCUCUUGGAGUUAUAAGUAUUCAGUGUAUAAUAGAGGACCAAAUAUUUAUUGGAAAAAAAGUUUAUUGAAAAAAGCCUAUCCAAAAACUUAAGAAAUGUGCUCAUUGAUUUAAUGUUAAUGCUAUUUCCAAAUGUUAUUUAUUUAUUUAUAUGUUUUUAAAAAUCGUUAUUAAAGGAUGGAAUGUAUAUUCUAAUUUAAAUAAU